This is a messenger RNA of Pocillopora verrucosa, 1296 nucleotides long. NCBI's taxonomy places the organism in Eukaryota, Metazoa, Cnidaria, Anthozoa, Scleractinia, Pocilloporidae. The record is from RefSeq and is a predicted model, not a curated record.
AUGGAGGAAGCUUCAGGAAAUCAUUUACCUUCAGGUUAUGACGAAGACUUUGUGAAUGCAGUUGACGAUGAGUUUCUUUGUGUUAUAUGCCAGUUGACUCUUAAGGAGCUGGUUCUUACAAGAUGUGGCCACAGAUUUUGUAAAGAAUGCCUUGAGGAGCAUUUAAGAAGCCAGGAAGUUCGUGGUGAACCUUUGACUUGCCCCGUGGACAGAUACAGUCUGGAUAGAGACAAGGAUAUUUUUCCUGACAAAGCAACUGAAAGGAAGAUUCUUUCUUUUGCCAUUCGUUGUCCAAGUGAUGGAUGUGAAUGGACUGGAGAAUUGAGGAGUAAAGAGAGUCACUUGAAUACUUGCUUGUUCAAAGUCAUACCCUGUACAAACGACAACUGUCACGAGGAAGUACAACGACAACACCAUGAGCAACACGUGACCGUCACUUGUCAGUGGAGAAUUGUCGAAUGCAAAUACUGUUGUGAGCCACACCCAGAGUGUCAAAUGCCGGAACACAUUCCUUGCUGCAGCAAGUUCCCAAUAACCUGCCCAAACAGCUGUGGACACUCCAUUCCUAGGGAAAUUGUUCCAAGUCACAUCAAAGACGAUUGUCCACAGACCAUAAUCUGCUGUCCUUAUGCUAAGAUUGGCUGUGAAACAAAGGUUCAUCGUCUGGAAGUAGACAAUCACCUUCAAUCUGCUACGAAAAUCCAUCUUGAUUUGGCUUGUGUUAAGAUAGGUGAAACAGAAGAAACAAUGAAGAGCUUACAUAAGCAACUCGUGACACUCAAGAAUGAAGUGAAAGAGAAAACAGUGAUGGUGAAAAGCGAAUCCCCUAAUUAUCCUUUGAUGUUUAUUUGGAAGAUUGACAACUUCAGUAAACUUAUGAGAGAGGCCAAGGGCGGUGUGAACGAAAGGCAAACCUGUGCUCCGUUCUACACAGAAAAUUAUGGCUAUAAGUUUGAAAUAAAUAUCUAUCCUAACGGCUCUGGCCAUGCUCGGGGUACUUUUUUAUCAGUUUUCUGUGUUAUACAGAAGGGUGAAUAUGACGCCUUAUUACCCUGGCCUUUCAAAAGGAAAGUGAAAUUCACACUUCUUGAUCAACAAGAAAAUCUAGAGGAACGUGAAAACCAUUCCAUGGUGGUAACUACAACCGAUGAUCUACAAGUAUUUGGAAGGCCUGACGAAAAAAGGAUACGUGGAUAUGGGAUACCUAAGUUUAUUUCUCACGAGAAACUCGAAAGAGGGCACUAUGUAGUGGAUGACACUCUUUUCCUUCAAUGUGAAGUCGGUCCUCCUUCAUAA